AUGAUAAUCAAAUUGUCGAAAUUAGACUUAGAAAUUUCAGUAACAGAGAUUACUGGGUCUUCUUUAAAUCCAGAUCAUAGUCAUUUUGUUGAAGAUCGUAAUAAGAUAGCUAAAAAUUUAAAAAUAAUCCUAAAUUUUAUCCACAAGACUUAUUCUGGGAAUUUUCAACUUUUCCAUAAAAUUAAAGUUUAUGGUGUACAGAUUUAUAUUUAUCAUUACCUUUCUAUGAAUCUAUGGAAAUUACAAGAAAUAAUUUUUUCUAGUGCCGAAAAUAUUACCUUAUACAUUGAAGAAGUAGGUAAAUCCAGUAAUAGUGAUAGUGAUAACAUUGAUCCAGUAAAACCUUUGCCAAAAAAACAGAGAAAAAAAAUGAUCCAGAGCCUUUAG
Dentiscutata erythropus is the source of this 387-nucleotide messenger RNA. The record is from the annotation of a GenBank genome assembly. Lineage: Eukaryota; Fungi; Glomeromycota; Glomeromycetes; Diversisporales; Gigasporaceae.